UCAAACUCCUCAUAAUUCGACGUUCAACUCCGGACUCCGCUACUGGAGCCGCCUAUAUUCUCACUGUUUUCCCUUUUCAUUGGAUUUUGAUAUUUUUUUCAAUUUCCUCAAUGAAUCUCUUCACUUUUCUUUCUCUUCUUCUCGGAUUUUCCUUCUUUUCUCUGUUCAUCAACAAUGGCGUCGUCUUCGUUGACGCUCUCCAUAAAAUUUAUCCUGAAUUACAGUCUAUUCAAACCGACGCCUCCGUAAUUAAGCCCCUCCAUCGAACUCGUUUUCACUUCCAACCUCGGCGUAACUGGAUCAACGAUCCAAAUGGACCAAUGUACUUCAAGGGAAUUUAUCAUUUGUUUUAUCAAUACAACCCCAAAGGCGCAGUUUGGGGAAACAUCGUUUGGGCUCACUCAAUUUCCAGAGACCUAAUCAAUUGGAAGCCAUUGAAGCCCGCCAUUUACCCUUCAAAGCCCUUCGACAUCAAUGGCUGCUGGUCCGGCUCUGCCACCGUCCUCCCCGGCGACAAGCCCGUCAUCUUAUACACCGGAAUCGACCCCCAAAACCGCCAAGUCCAAAACUACGCCAUUCCGGCAAACCUUUCGGAUCCGUAUCUUACCGAGUGGAUCAAACCAGAUAACAACCCGAUCGUCGACCCGGGUCCGGGAGUCAAUGCCAGCGCCUUCCGGGACCCGACGACAGCGUGGCUGAGCAAAAGCGGCCACUGGAAGACUGUCAUCGGCAGCAAGAGGAAAAAGAGGGGAAUGGCGUAUUUAUAUAGAAGUAGGGAUUUUGUGAAGUGGACGAAGGCGAAACAUCCUUUACAUUCUGCCGCUAAUACGGGUAUGUGGGAAUGCCCCGAUUUCUACCCGGUUCCUCUCAGGGGCAAGCUUGGAUUGGACCCUUCGGUGACUGGGAAUUGGGUUAAACAUGUGUUCAAGGUGAGUUUGGAUCUCACUAGAUAUGAGUAUUAUACGGUGGGGAAGUAUUUUCCGAAAAAAGAUAAGUAUGUACCGGAUAAUACAUCGGUGGAUGGAUGGAGUGGGUUGAGAUAUGACUAUGGCAAUUUCUAUGCUUCGAAGUCGUUCUAUGAUCCGUUGAAGAAGAGGAGGGUUUUGUGGGGUUGGGCUAAUGAGUCUGACAGUGCACAAGAUGAUGUUUCUAAAGGAUGGGCUGGAAUUCAGUUAAUUCCUAGGACGGUGUGGUUGGAUCACAACCAGAGGCAGCUCAAACAAUGGCCGGUUAAAGAGCUGAAUACGCUGAGAGGAAAGAAAGUUGUGUUGAGCCAUCAGAAGCUGUUGAAGGGACAUACUGUUGAGGUUAAAGGAAUUACUGCUGCCCAGGCUGAUGUUGAAGUUAUGUUCAGCUUUUCAAGUCUAGAUAAAGCGGAUCCAUUUGAUCCAAGAUGGGUAGAUGCCCAAGCCGCAUGUGAUCAACUGGGCAACUCCCAAGGUGGAGUUGGGCCGUUUGGGCUUCUAACCCUGGCUUCAGAAAACCUUGACGAAUUCACUCCUGUAUUCUUCAGGAUCUUCAAGGCCCAUCACAAACACGUGGUUCUUAUGUGCUCUGAUGCCAGAAGCUCUUCUUUGAAGGAGGAAGGAUUGUACAAACCAGCAUUUGCCGGCUAUGUCGACAUCGAUUUAUCGAGGAAAAAGCUCUCAUUAAGAUCUUUGAUUGAUCAUUCAGUGGUAGAAAGCUUUGGAGGAGGAGGAAAAACAUGCAUAACUUCAAGGGUAUAUCCAACAAAGGGAGUGUUUGAUGAUGCUCAUUUGCAUGUGUUCAACAAUGGAACAGAAGCUAUCACAGUAGAAUAUCUAAGGGCUUGGAGUAUGAAAAGUGCUAGGAUGAAUUAAGUCUUUAAAUUAGAAUCUUAAUCAGAAUGUGUUUGUUUUGGCUUUUUUGGGUUUUAAAGUUAGUAGGGAAAAUGGAGGUAGUAAGUGAGGCAGGUUAAUUUAGGUCGUAAUGAGAGAUUGGCUGCUUUUCACCUUCUCUUACUUUUGUCUCAAUGGAUCUUGAAUAAGAGUUGAUCUUUGACCCUCUGGGUUGAGAUUUAUCCUUCUUGUUGAACUUUGAUUACUUAUUUAUUUUAGCCCCAUCGUUUUACAGAUGACAUUUUGGAAAA
Molecule: messenger RNA, 2110 nt
Organism: Cucumis sativus (cucumber)
Lineage: Eukaryota; Viridiplantae; Streptophyta; Magnoliopsida; Cucurbitales; Cucurbitaceae
Product: beta-fructofuranosidase, insoluble isoenzyme 1
Exons: 7
Coding region: 111-1841 (576 amino acids)
Biological process (GO): carbohydrate metabolic process
Molecular function (GO): hydrolase activity, hydrolyzing O-glycosyl compounds
Source: RefSeq, a predicted model, not a curated record